Liolophura sinensis is the source of this 2856-nucleotide messenger RNA. Its product is annotated as cytosolic endo-beta-N-acetylglucosaminidase-like. Gene Ontology annotation, biological process: protein deglycosylation. Gene Ontology annotation, cellular component: cytoplasm. NCBI's taxonomy places the organism in Eukaryota, Metazoa, Mollusca, Polyplacophora, Chitonida, Chitonidae. Bases 522 to 2582 code for a protein of 686 amino acids. The record is from RefSeq and is a predicted model, not a curated record. The transcript has 12 exons. Gene Ontology annotation, molecular function: mannosyl-glycoprotein endo-beta-N-acetylglucosaminidase activity.
UCAAAUAAAUAAAUAAAUAAAAUGUACACGAUCGUAUAUAGGGGCAUACACGAUCUGACUGAAAGCGUGUGGACCUCUAGAGGUCAGUAUGUAGGCUUGCUGUCUAUACUCAUAACCCCUUUACGAAAUUUGACAUUGUCCAAUACUUACCACAAAACUUCCGUAAUCUCUAAAUUUCCUAUAUUAUUUGGCAUAUACCGUUAUAGGCCUAUGUAUAGGCCUAAGCCUACAUUUUCACCUAGAUCACUUCGUGAAAUACACUAAAUACACGUGCACUUGAAAUGCGAUAUCAUUUUAAACGACAUGUUUUGCAGAGCGAAAGGUAAUAUCUUUUUCUCUGUUCUUCCCAAGUGAGGAGCAACUAGACGAGGCUAUAAUAUCGAGAGAAGGUGCCGCGAAUCUGUCUAUCGCUAACAGGCGUAAAUUGCCGAUGUUUGACGGAGAGUCCCGAGACGGUGUAGUAUGACUUGCGGAAGUCAACAAGAACCGAAAUCGGCCGGCGUGGAUCAUGCGCCUGAAAUAUGGCAGAAAAACAGCACCGAUCUCAAUUUGCACAGUGCUGGGAUGAAAGUGGUGACCCGGUCAUUCAGCCCCUGGAUACACUAGAGGCCUUGUUAGAAUGGGAGCCUGGCAGAGAUGCUGCUUGUGUGUCCAUAACACUGCUAAGGGGUGCCCCCAAACGGCGUUCUGCCCCAAGCACUUUAAUAUGUCAUGACUUAUCGGGUGGUUACCUGGAGGACAGAUUUGUCCAGGGUGUGGUGUCGCCUGAUGAAGAAUGUUACAGGUUUUAUCACUGGUGGCAGGUUGACACCUUCAUCUACUUCAGCCACAGGUUCAUCACAAUCCCUCCCUCAGGCUGGCUGACUGCAGCUCACAAACAUGGGGUCAAGGUCCUAGGUACAUUUAUCACAGAGUGGGAGGAUGGAGCUGAGAAGAUGGCGACUCUUCUCAGCUCAGAACAGACCAUAACUACUGCUGUGGAGAAGAUGACAGCCAUAGCUCAGUAUUACAACUUUGAUGGCUGGUUAAUUAAUAUAGAAAAUAAAAUAGAGACGUCUAAGAUAGAUCUGCUGGUAAAGUUUGUGGAGAAACUAACAGAGAGCACACGGUCUUCUCUGCCCCAUGGGACAGUCAUCUGGUACGAUAGUGUCACCAGUACUGGGGAACUAGAAUGGCAAAAUGCGCUCAAUGACCGGAACAGUCUGUAUUUUGACAUCUGUGAUGGAAUCUUCCUGAACUAUACCUGGACAGAUGACAACUUGGCACAGUCUAAAGCCUUUGCAGAGGCUAGGGGACGUCCAUGGGAUGUGUGGGUGGGGGUGGAUGUGUUUGGCAGGGGGUGCAGGGGCGGAGGGGGGUUCAAUACUACAGAGGCAGUUGAAGCAGCUCGUGCCCGUGAUCUGUCUCUGGCCUUGUUUGCUCAGGGAUGGACAUAUCAAUGUUUACCUAAGGAGGACUUCACUGCCAAUAAUAACAAGUUUUGGAAAAUGCUGGAGGACUGUUGCCAUACCAGGUGCCUUACGGACCUCCCUGUCUGCAGUCAUUUUUGUCAAGGCUUUGGAAAGGCAUACUUCCUCAAUGGUCAGAAAAUGUCAGCUAAACCUUGGUUUAACUUGGGACUUCAAAGUCUGCAGUUGCCCGAAGGCUGUGAGGAGUUCAAGGGGGAUAAUUUAGCCCAUAAGCAAGCGAAUGUGGUAGUUGCCUCCCUUUGUACUGAAAACGCUUUCCGUGGAGGCAGUUGUUUGAGACUAGACUGUCACAUGACAGAUGCCAGGUGCAGCAAGUGUUACAACUUAUUUCAAACAAACAUUGAGCUGGCUGAAUCCAUCAUUGUGUCAUUAUCCUGGAAAUCUGAGACAACAGACUGUGAAGUUUUCUUGGAAAUGAGCAUGAGGAAGGGAAAUGUUCAGCAGACUUUCAAUCUGGUACCUUUAUCACAGUCCAGGGAAAAACCAACAACAAUGGAGAGUGAUGUUGUUUUGUGUCAUCCACUCAGCAGUGAGCAGCUCCAAGUUAUUCUCCCUGUAUUGGGGAAGUGUCAGCCCGAAAAAGAUGGAUGGAAAACAAGUUAUUUCCUGUUUAACAAGCCAGAUGCCAAGACAGUCAUAGAAAGCGUAGGUGUAGGGAUACAGAGUAUAGAGGGAGGUCACGUGGCUGCCUUAUUAGGGAUGUUACAGAUUCUCCCACUGAGCAGCUGUCAGGAGGACUUUCCUGCUGUAAAGCAGUUAACAUUCACCCCCUGCCCUGAGGUCACAGGUGGCAGUGCGAAAGGAAAGUCCUGUGUGAAGAAGGCUUGGCUCUCCUGGGCAGUCACAGAUCCCAGGGGUGUGGACUACUUCAAUGUGUUUGGGUCAGACCAAAAGCUUUGCAUGUCAGACUGUGCUACAGCUCUCCAUGACUGGACUCUUCUUGGUCACUCAGUAAGCUGUUCCUUCUGUGUGAAGUCUACAUCUGGAUCAGGGUUUGUACUACAUGACCAAAUUAUUCAGUCCCUCUUAGUUCAGCCUGUGGUGAAAACAGGAUUUCUCCCUUCCCUCUCAAAGUGUUCGGUGAUACAGCUGCCAAACUCAGUGUCAUCAUGAACUGGAAUGUUAAAACCAUGUAAGGGAUACCCACGCAAUGUCAACCUGAGCUGGAAUGAUAAACCUGAGCUGGAAUGUUAAAACCAUAUAAGGGGUACCCACGCAAUGUCAACCUGAGCUGGAAUGAUAAACCUGAGCUGGAAUGUUAAAACCAUAUAAGGGGUACCCACGCAAUGUCAACCUGAGCUGGAAUGAUAAACCUGAGCUGGAAUGUUAAAACCAUAUAAGGGGUACCCACGCAAUGUCAACCUGAGCUGGAAUGAUAAACCAUGUA